AAGCUAAAUGGAUAAACCUCGUCGACUUCCUCACUGCUCACACAAACAAUCAGAAACCAAACCAGAGAGCUCUCUGAACCAGAAUGGGAGCCUUAAAGCUCAUUCUCUUAAGCUCAACAACCGCACCCACUACUUCCACUACAUCUCUCUGUCUCCUUUCUCCAUGUCCCACCAGACCCUUUCCUUUCUCUCUCCGCGCUCUUACAGCCCCAUUUCUUCACCUCCGUCCACCUCUCUUUCUUUCUACAUCUCUUCCUCGCUGUACUUCUAAGCUGGCCGCCGUUGAGUCCAACAACGACGGAUAUGACGACUCAGAAGAAGAUUUUGAAGAUUUUGAAGAAUUGGAAGAAGAAGCUGAUGGUGCUGAGCAUUCUGAGAGUGAGAGUGACGCCUUGAUUGAUGUCGAAAGCCUCGAAAAAGAAGCUAUUGAUUUUGUUCGGGAAUUUUCUUCCUCCUUACCUAAAGAGCUUAUAAUUGAAGAAGAUGUGAAAACGGACAGAAAGAGCAGGAGAAGGCAAAAGACUGUAACUAAAAGUAUACCGAACCAUCUUCUUCCAAAAGUUGCAAUUGUUGGAAGGCCAAAUGUUGGUAAAUCAGCAUUAUUCAAUCGUCUUGUUGGGGGGAACAGGGCUAUUGUUGUUGAUGAACCUGGGGUUACGAGAGAUCGUUUAUAUGGUAGAGCUUUUUGGGGGGACUGUGAAUUUUUGGUCAUCGACACUGGAGGUGUGCUCACAGUUUCAAAAUCACAAGCUAAUGUUAUGGAAGACUUGGAUAUUACAACAACUAUUGGAAUGGAUGGGAUUCCACUUGCUUCCAGGGAGGCAGCUAUUGCCAGGAUGCCAUCUAUGAUUGAACAACAAGCAACUGCAGCGGUGGAAGAAUCAUCUGUCAUUAUAUUUGUUGUUGAUGGUCAGGCAGGUUUAACAGCAGCUGAUGAGGAAAUUGCUGAUUGGUUACGUAGACACUUCUCUGACAAGUCUAUUAUACUUGCUGUUAACAAGUGUGAAUCGCCCCGUAAAGGAGCAUUGCAAGCAAUGGAGUUUUGGUCCUUAGGGUUUACACCAUAUCCUAUAUCUGCUGUUUCUGGAACUGGCACAGGAGAGCUUCUAGAUCUUGUUUGUUCAGGCCUGAUAAAGCUAAAGGAUCAAGAAGAAUAUGCUGAAGAAGAAGAGUAUAUUCCUGCAAUUGCAAUUGUUGGCCGACCAAAUGUUGGUAAAAGUAGUAUUUUAAAUGCUUUGGUUGGAGAAGACAGGACUAUCGUUAGCCCAGUCAGCGGCACCACUCGUGAUGCCAUAGAUACUGAAUAUACAGGACCGAAUGGCGAGAAGUUCCGGUUGAUUGAUACUGCUGGAAUUAGAAGAAGAGCAGCUGUAGCUUCACUAGGUAGUACAACAGAGGCCUUAUCAGUGAAUCGAGCAUUUCGAGCCGUUCGUCGUUCUGAUGUUGUAGCUCUUGUUAUUGAGGCAUUGGCUUGCAUUACAGAACAGGAUUUCAAGAUUGCUGAGAGGAUAGAAAAAGAAGGGAAGGGUUGCCUUAUAGUUGUAAAUAAGUGGGAUACUAUACCAAAUAAAAACCAGCAGACUGCAUCUUAUUACGAACAAGAUGUUAGAGAGAAGCUUCGCAUACUGGAUUGGGCUCCAAUCGUGUAUUCAACUGCAAUAGCUGGUCAGCAGAGUGUUGAAAAGGUAAUUGUUGCUGCUAGCGCAGUUGAAAAGGAAAGAUCAAGAAGGCUGAGUACUGCCAUUUUGAAUCAAGUUGUACAAGAAGCACUUGCUUUUAAAUCACCUCCAAGAACCAGGGGUGGCAGACGUGGACGUGUUUAUUACUGUACUCAGGCUGCAAUAAGGCCACCUACAUUUGUUUUCUUUGUUAAUGAUGCAAAGCUUUUUCCCGAGACAUACCGACGUUACAUGGAAAAACAACUACGUACGGAUGCAGGAUUUCCUGGCACACCAAUCCGGAUUCUAUGGCGCAGCCGAAAGAAAAUGGAAAGAAAUGAUGGAAAAUCUUCAAAAUCACAAGGGAAUCUUGUGCCUCGUAAUAGAAAAAUGGCAUCUGCUAUUACUACUUGAAGGAAAUGACAGGUUUCAACCAUUAUCCUAAAAGACUAAGCAUUGAGAGAGACACUUUAUAAAUGUUUCACACCAAUACAAGCACCAAUCAAGGAGUGGAAAGAGACUGGCAAACCAACAGACAUGACAGUCUUUAUUGUGAUAGCAUUGAAGUUGCUUUUCCUCUUGGGAAAUAUACAGGUCAAGUCACAUAAUGAGGAAAACAAAUGUAUUUUGAGGUAACAGCUUAAGGUGUUUAACUACCAUUAUGUGCUAUUUUUUUAAUAAACAUUUAUAUAUUACAAUAUAUAGUUUGGAGACUCAAACUACAACUUUUAAUACAUACGUACUCUUUUAUGAUCA
Molecule: messenger RNA, 2414 nt
Organism: Cannabis sativa
Lineage: Eukaryota; Viridiplantae; Streptophyta; Magnoliopsida; Rosales; Cannabaceae
Exons: 13
Coding region: 84-2072 (662 amino acids)
Cellular component (GO): chloroplast
Molecular function (GO): GTP binding
Source: RefSeq, a predicted model, not a curated record